Molecule: messenger RNA, 6144 nt
Organism: Equus quagga
Lineage: Eukaryota; Metazoa; Chordata; Mammalia; Perissodactyla; Equidae
Gene: NEU3
Product: neuraminidase 3
Exons: 5
Coding region: 682-2058 (458 amino acids)
Biological process (GO): oligosaccharide catabolic process; ganglioside catabolic process
Cellular component (GO): cytoplasm; membrane; lysosome
Molecular function (GO): exo-alpha-sialidase activity
Source: RefSeq, a predicted model, not a curated record
GAAGCGUGGGGGGCGGAGCCAGGGAGCCGCGAGGCCCUUGGGAGCCGCGGUCGGCCAGGGGCCUGAACUUAACUUGGGCCUGGGCUGGAGCGGGCGGUGGGAGAAGAAGGGGCGGGUCCCACGCCGCGGCUGGGACUGGGCUGGGGGCUGGAGAGAGGGGACGUCCGAGGCCCGGCCGGGAGGGGCGGGGCGGGGCCGGCAGGGGGCGGGGCCGACUCCGCCGCGGCCAACGGCUGCUGCAACCGCCGGGCGCUGCGGCUUCCGCGCGUCCCCGCCGCGCGCGCCCUCCGGUCUGCCGGCUUGGCGUCCUGGCUGCCCUCCUGUCGGCGGCCCUGUCACCCUCUUUCUUCACUUCUCGUGGUCCGUGCCCGCGGGCCCUCUCCCUCCGGCCUCCCUCUCCCCCGCCUGUGGUUCUCCGGAGCUUCGGAGUCCGAGGCCUGAGGGCCCGUCCUCGCGCCCUGCUCUGCCCCGAGAGCGACGGAAGAGCGGGGUCCCGCGCAGAGCUGAAGGAGGUGAAGGAGUGAGCUCUGUGGCUAUCUGAAAGAAGAAUGUUCCAGACAGAGGAGCUUGCUUGGCUCAGUUACUUCCCCUCCAAAAAUUCUCUGCUGCCUUGAUCUGGACAGAUGCCCCUUUUCUGUUCUACAUGUUCUCCUGUUUACCUCUGAAGUAACACUUGAAGUCAUGGAAGAAGUGACAUCGUGCUCCUUCAACAGCCCUCUGUUCCAGCAGGAAGACAAGAGAGGGGUCACCUACCGAAUCCCAGCCCUGCUCUACGUGCCCCCCACCCACACCUUCCUGGCCUUUGCUGAGAAGCGCUCCACCUGCAGGGAUGAGGAUGCUCUCCACCUGGUGCUGAGGCGAGGGGUGAGGACUGAGCACUCAGUACAGCCAACAGUUGUGGACUCACCACUCAGCUCAAGAAAUAGAAUACUGCCAGCACUUCAGAAGCUUCUCUUAUGCCCCUUCUCCUUCCCAAAGUGGGGACCCCUGAAGCCACUGAUGGAAGCCACCUUACCUGGGCAUCGGACCAUGAACCCCUGUCCUGUGUGGGAGCAGAAGAGUGGCUGUGUGUACCUAUUCUUCAUCUGUGUACGGGACCAUGUCACUGAGCGUCAGCAGAUUGUGUCAGGCAGGAAUGCUGCCCGCCUCUGCUUCAUCUGUAGUCAAGAUGCUGGUUGUUCAUGGAGCGAGUUGAGGGACCUGACUGAGGAGGUCAUUGGCCCAGAAAUGAAGCGUUGGGCCACAUUUGCUGUGGGCCCAGGUCAUGGCAUCCAGCUGCAGUCAGGGAGGCUCGUCAUCCCUGCAUAUGCCUACUACAUCCCUUACCGGUUCUUUUGCUUCCGGCUACCAUGUAAAGCCAGACCUCAUUCCCUGAUGAUCUACAGUGAUGACCUAGGCGCCACAUGGCACCAUGGCAGGCUCAUUAAGCCUAUGGUGACAGUGGAGUGUGAAGUGGCAGAGGUGACUGAGAGGACUGGUUACCCUGUGCUAUAUUGCAGUGCCCGGACACCAAACAGGUGCCGGGCAGAGGCUCUCAGCACUGACCAUGGUGAAUGCUUUCAGAGACCAGCCCUGAGCCAACAGCUCUGUGAACCCCCACAUGGCUGCCAAGGCAGUGUGGUGAGUUUCCAGCCCCUGGAGAUCCCACAUGGGUACCAGGACCCUAGUGGCCAAGAUGCUCCUACCAUUCAGCAGAACCCUCUGCUGGACCGCUCACUGAGGCUAGAGCAGGAAGCUGGAACACUGUCACAAUCAUGGCUCUUGUAUUCACACCCAACUAGUAAGAAACGGAGGGUCAACCUAGGCAUUUACCUCAACCAGACCCCCUUGGAGGCCGCCUGCUGGUCUCGCCCCUGGAUCUUGCACUGUGGGCCCUGUGGCUACUCUGAUUUGGCUGCUCUGGAGAAGGAGGGCUUGUUUGCCUGUUUGUUUGAGUGUGGGAUCAAGCGAGAGUGUGAGCAGAUCGCCUUCCGUCUGUUUACAGUCCAAGAGAUCGUGAGCCAUGUGCAAGGGGACUGCACUAGCCCUGGUAGGAUCUCUGAGCCAAUUCAAAACUAAUUGGCUUAGGACUCAACUUUCCAUAGAAGGGAAACCACAGAAGACAACCACAGCCAGGAUAAUAGAGGCCAGGAUAACAGGUUACUAAAGUCUAUAGAGAAUCCAAAACCUUAAGAUUCUGCUCCCUACAUUUUUUCACUUCUCCUUUUCCAGAGGACAAAAUGAUAGUUUUACCAUAGCUACUGCAGUGGAAAGAGCACUGAACUGUUGAGGUAGAAGACCAUGAUGUGGUCCUGGUUCUGCCAUUGCUUGCUUUGGGACCUUGGACAUGUCACUUGAACUCUCCCGGCCUCAUGUCUCCAUCCGUAAAAUGAGAAGAUUGGUUCUGUGAUCUCUCUUCUUCCCAUCCCAAUGGAAGUCAGAGGAUUCAUCUUUUCAAAUGACUUUCCACUUACCCAAGUGUGAGGUGCAAGCAGGUAUCAUAAUAUGGAGGACUAUCUGGAUGGUUGGUUCUGUUUUUAAUAACAAAAACACCCACACCCUUCUAAUCAUGCUCAGAGUCUACAGGCUCUCUAUCCUAGAGGAAUUGGGCAAAACAGUAGAAUCAUGAGGUCACCUACCUUCUCCAGCUUUGCAGCUCUGUUCAACUUUGCCUUCCUCUUCCAGAAUGCAUUAUUUCCUAGGGAGAAAAUGAGAAGCUCAAUGCCAGUCAUUCUUGAUAAUGGUGCUUAUUGUUUCUGAUGGCAUCCUAUGAAAGAUGAACCUGAAGUUCAUUUAUUAUGAUGGUUCCUGAUGGAAAAGGAUGUGGGUUAGGACUUUAAAGCAUUGAACAAAACUUCCCACAGUGUGCCCACAGGGAGUUCACAGUUUAUGGGGCUAGAAGAGGGAGAAAAUUUAAGAAAAUAAGUGCAGCUGGUGGGGUAGUUUGUUGACGUUGGGCUCUAAGAUGUAGAUAUAGAUGUAGAUGUUGGUGUGAUGGUAGCUCCCCCUGUCUUUGUCUUGGUUGUAUCUUCAUUGUGCCUGGAGUCAUCUGCCCCAGGCUUAUCCAUGCUGCUGUGUUCCCCCCAAGUUCGUUUUUCUCAGAACAUUGUCCUGGCUCAGCCACUCUUUUACCCAUGGAGAAGGUCUUCAUCAUUAAGAAGGUUUCUGCACCCCCAAACCUCUGAGUCAGGCCUAUUUGUUUGGACCUACUGAAAUCACUAUUUGUGACGUAGGGACGCCUCUUUGUCUAAUAGGUUUGGGGCUGAGCUUUGCCAGCGCUGGGCCUCUCAGAUGAUACCAGAUUGGUUGCUCUUAUUUUAGAUCAUUUCCCCCAUAGCCUGUUAUUGUGACAGAAAUUCUAUCCUGAGACAUUUCUUUUUUGUCUCUAUUUUAGGAGGAUAAUGCUUUAAACUGGUAUCAGCUAAAUAUAUUUGGUGCUGGGUAAUGACCCCAGAGAGCAAGUCUUCAUCGUGGCACAUGGCCUAGAGGGCUGGGGGUUAAGGCUGCACCAGUCAGAUGGGGGAGAGUCCUACAGGAUACAAGUAGAGACUGACUUCACCUGCUUCAGCAUAUGGCCUAGACUGGCUUUUUAAAAUUCCUUUAGCCUCUCAUACAUUUGCCAAAGUUAUCUUUUCAGUACACAGUUGUGAUCGUUCAUGCACUCUUUUAUACAUUUAUCUAAAUAUUUCUUGAGUGCCUAUGCAUAAUGUAAGGUACUUUCUAUUGCCAUUCCCCAACUGAAAGUCGUCUGUGGCUCCUCUUUGCCUACUAAGGGUGUUUACAUGUAGUCUGGCAUGUAGGACCUUCAGUUGGUGGGUGAAAUAAUGAAUACUUAUCUCUACUUCUUUAUAUGAACCCCACCAUCACAGAAGACCUCUGUCAAGUUGGCCAGUAGAGGGACGUGGGGAGGUUUGAGGGUGGGCAGAGUUGGUGAUGCAGGGAGAAAUUGGUGGAGAGAAGAGGAUUAAACGGGCAGCCCCCUCCUGAGUAGUAGAAACUUCUUGUUCAGCAAAGCUUUCCUGAACACCAUACGGCAAAUAGAUAGGAAGAGGGAGGAUGGCUAAGUCCUACAACCAGGACUCAAGGAUGAAGAGAGUGAGAAUAUCAAGACUCUUUGGAACCGUCCAAGAAGGGACUCAAGGAAGGGACCUCAGUCAUGUGGCAGUCACUUCUGCACACUGCAGAUGUCCAGUAUCAGUACUCAACAGAUGUCUCAUCCAUCUCUAAAUUGCCCUCCCCUUUCUCCUUCCUCUUUGCCUCAUGUUUGCUUCUUUUUAGUGACUAGCAGUGAAACUUAAAAAGCAAAGGGCCUAUGUGCAUACUUCAGGAAAAACAAGAAAAGAGAGUUGGGGACAGGAGUAAUCCAGAAUAAGGAUUAGAGAGAGGAACAGAGUGGGUGAUGGCAGCUGUGAAGGAAAAGAACAGCAGAUAGGAGUCCUGGCACCGUUAGGAAGAGAAAGUGGCACAGACAUGAGGCCUAGGCUGGAGAGAGGGCGUAGGUGGUGGCCGCUACGAAGAAGAAAUGACAACAGGCUGGAGCUGUUCCCUGAAACAUUUGGGAAGGAAAAGAGGCCUGCACAGGCCAGCAGGUUACGCUGCAGAUAAGUUCCUACCCAACCCCGUAACUUUUACUGGCUUGACUUGUCCAUGCCUCAGGUGACCAACAAAAGCAGCUGUAGGCACUCCAACUCAUGUUGUGCCAAUUACCCAAGGCCUUCAGGGCUCUGUGACCUAUACCAUGAUAGGGGCACCCUAAUGGAGCCCAUUUCAGCCAUUCUCAGGUUGGUAGAAUGGAAAAGACAGGGCAGGUGAUGGCAGCUGUGAAGAAAAGAGGAAAGCAGACUGUAGGCCUAUAAUCUAGAGGAUUAAAGAGAGGACUGCAUAGGCUGUGGUCCUUUGCCCCCGAGGCCCCACCCUGUCCUUGGACCCUUAGAAUGGAUCCAUCCAGCACACAUGGCAGGAAAGCACAGGUAGGGGCCUCCUACUGCUGGUAUGUACCCAGACCAGCCUCCCACCCAUUUCACCUGCCAGUCCUGCUCAUGCUCCCUAACUCGUGGUUCACUCACUUCUAGGCUCCUAGUAUUUACCUCAGGCCCUUGUUAUUUGGAUGCUCUCUUUGGACCUAUUUCUCCUGGUCACCAUUCUCCCCUCAGAUAUCCACUUGAUUUCAUGAAAUUGCAGCCAUAGGUAAGAGACCUUGCACUCUGCCUGUUGGCUAACCCAAGGGACCCACAGAGGUCAACCUGAGCCUGCACAGCUGCUUCCCCAGGGCGGUAGGAUUCAAUAUUUUCACUUCAGCCAGAUUAGGCUGCUCAGUCUUCUCCAGUAAGCCAUGAAUUUUCCCCACUGCGUUACUCAGUAGAUGUCACGUCAUCUUUCCCUGUGCUCCGGAGUGCGCAGUCUGAGCCUCCCCAUGGUCCUUACCACAGGAUGCCCUGUAUUGUUGCCUACGUUGUGCCUUCUAGGCCUCUGGUAGGCUGUGAACUCCCUGAGAGCCAAGUUAGUCUGACUCCUCUCUGUGUCUUUUUUACCUUGAAUCAUAAGACUUAUUUAUAAAUAUAUACUUUUUCUAUCAUAUUCUGAAUUCUCUAAAGGUCAGGAUUGUGUCUGAUUCCUGUCUUUGUCCUCUGCACCCAACACAGGGCCUGGCAGAGAAUAGACAGCAGGGAAGUUAUGCUGAUUUAAUAAAGGAGUCAAAGACUCUUGGCCUUCUGGAGCCCACUGAGAAGGUCAGGGCGAGUUCCCCCACAGGGAGGAGCAUGUUGCAUCUCUGUGGAUCGCAUAGCACACUAAACCUGCUGAACGCUCAGCCUAGGUGAGCCUUCUCUGUCCUGGCCUGCUUCCAGAUCAGUCACAUUACUUCCUGGGAAUGAGCUUUUCUCUGGCUUCAGCUUGGUCCUGCCUGGAAUGUCCCAGGGAUCACAGCCCAAGCCCAAAGCCAAGCCUUGAUUUGGGGUUCUUAUUUCACUGGUAUUUACCCCCGUCCCUGAUUGGAUUUUCUGUAACUGCCACUCCUCCAAGACUCAAAGGGAGAUGCCGGGGCUUAGUGAGUUCUGAGCGUGUCUUGGCCAUCUGAUAGCAGGUGCCAGAAAUACUCUCUGUACGAUAAAAACUGUCAUGACUCUUUGGAACAAGAAAGAUGAAUAAACAGCUUAAUAGUGCUGA